Camarhynchus parvulus is the source of this 3143-nucleotide messenger RNA. It is a transcript of the gene CTNNA1, whose product is annotated as catenin alpha 1. Gene Ontology annotation, biological process: cell migration; cell-cell adhesion. Lineage: Eukaryota; Metazoa; Chordata; Aves; Passeriformes; Thraupidae. Gene Ontology annotation, molecular function: structural molecule activity; actin filament binding; cadherin binding. The record is from RefSeq and is a predicted model, not a curated record. Gene Ontology annotation, cellular component: catenin complex; actin cytoskeleton; adherens junction.
AGCGGCCGGGCCGGGCGGGGAGGCGCCGGAAGAGCCCAUUUCCUCCGCGGGACGGGACAAAGCGGCGGGGCCGAGCGCAGCCAGGGCGGCCGCCACCAUCCCAGCCCAGCUCUGCCCCGAAAUGACUGCUGUCACUGCAGCCAACGUGAACUUCAAAUGGGACCCCAAAAGCCUGGAGAUAAGGACACUGGCAGUUGAAAGGCUGCUCGAGCCUCUUGUUACACAGGUAACAACACUGGUUAACACCAGCAACAAGGGUCCCUCCAAUAAAAAGCGAGGCCGUUCUAAAAAGGCUCAUGUCUUGGCUGCUUCAGUUGAACAAGCAACAGAGAAUUUCCUGGAGAAAGGAGACAAAAUUGCAAAGGAGAGCCAGUUCCUGAAGGAGGAGCUGGUGGCGGCUGUGGAAGAUGUUCGCAAGCAAGGUGACCUGAUGAAGAGCGCCUCGGGGGAGUUUGCAGAUGACCCCUGCUCGUCGGUGAAGCGCGGGAACAUGGUGCGGGCGGCGCGCGCCCUGCUCUCCGCCGUCACCCGCCUGCUCAUCCUGGCUGACAUGGCCGACGUCUACAAGCUGCUCGUGCAGCUCAAAGUUGUGGAAGAUGGUAUCUUGAAACUAAGAAAUGCCGGCACAGAGCAGGAUUUGGGUAUCCAGUACAAAGCCCUCAAACCAGAAGUGGACAAGCUUAACAUCAUGGCAGCCAAAAGGCAACAGGAGCUGAAAGAUGUGGGUCACCGCGAUCAGAUGGCGGCAGCCAGAGGAAUCCUGCAGAAGAACGUGCCCAUCCUGUACACGGCGUCCCAGGCCUGCCUGCAGCACCCCGACGUGGCUGCCUACAAGGCCAACAGGGACCUGAUCUACAAGCAGCUGCAGCAGGCGGUCAGCGGCAUCUCCAACGCCGCCCAGGCCACCGCCUCGGACGACGCUGCCCAGCAGCAGGGCGGGGGCGGAGAGCUGGCCUACGCCCUCAACAACUUCGAUAAACAAAUCAUUGUGGACCCCUCGACGUUCAGCGAGGAGCGGUUCCGGCCGUCCCUGGAGGAGAGGCUGGAGAGCAUCAUCAGCGGGGCAGCCCUGAUGGCCGACUCGUCCUGCACGCGCGACGACCGCCGCGAGCGCAUCGUGGCCGAGUGCAACGCUGUGCGCCAGGCCCUGCAGGACCUGCUCUCCGCGUACAUGGGCAACGCUGGCCGCAAGGAAAGAAGUGAUGCCCUGAACUCCGCCAUUGAUAAAAUGACCAAGAAGACCAGAGACCUGCGCAGGCAGCUCCGCAAAGCUGUUAUGGACCAUGUUUCAGACUCUUUUCUGGAAACAAAUGUUCCUCUUUUAGUAUUGAUUGAAGCUGCCAAGAAUGGGAAUGAAAAAGAAGUUAAAGAAUAUGCCCAGGUUUUCCGUGAACAUGCCAACAAAUUGAUUGAGGUUGCCAACUUGGCCUGCUCCAUCUCCAACAACGAGGAGGGUGUGAAGCUGGUUCGGAUGUCAGCCAGCCAGCUGGAGGCCCUGUGUCCCCAGGUCAUCAAUGCUGCACUGGCUCUGGCUGCUAAGCCCCAAAGCAAACUGGCUCAGGAGAACAUGGAUCUGUUCAAGGAGCAGUGGGAGAGGCAGGUCCGCGUGCUGACGGAUGCUGUGGAUGACAUCACUUCCAUCGAUGACUUCCUGGCUGUCUCAGAGAAUCACAUUUUAGAAGAUGUAAACAAAUGUGUCAUCGCUCUCCAAGAAAAAGACGUGGACGGCUUAGACCGCACGGCCGGUGCCAUCCGGGGCCGCGCCGCCCGCGUCAUUCACGUGGUCACCUCGGAGAUGGACAACUACGAGCCCGGGGUGUACACGGAGAAGGUGCUGGAGGCAACCAAGUUACUGUCCAACACAGUCAUGCCGCGCUUCACGGAGCAGGUGGAAGCUGCAGUGGAAGCGCUGAUCGACCCUGCCCAGCCCAUGGACGAGAACGAGUUCAUCGACGCCUCCCGGCUGGUGUACGACGGCAUCCGCGACAUCAGGAAAGCCGUGCUGAUGAUCCGGACUCCUGAAGAGCUGGAUGAUUCUGACUUUGAGACCGAGGAUUUCGAUGUCCGCAGCAGAACCAGCAUCCAGACUGAGGAUGAUCAGCUCAUUGCUGGACAGAGUGCAAGGGCUAUCAUGGCUCAGCUCCCUCAAGAGCAGAAAGCCAAGAUUGCUGAGCAGGUCGCCAGCUUCCAGGAGGAAAAGAGUAAAUUGGAUGCUGAAGUGUCAAAAUGGGAUGACAGUGGCAAUGACAUCAUUGUCCUGGCCAAGCAGAUGUGUAUGAUCAUGAUGGAAAUGACAGACUUCACCAGGGGAAAAGGUCCUCUGAAGAACACGUCAGAUGUGAUCAGUGCAGCCAAGAAGAUCGCAGAGGCCGGGUCCAGGAUGGACAAGCUGGGCCGGACCAUUGCUGACCACUGCCCGGACUCGGCGUGCAAGCAGGACCUGCUGGCCUACCUGCAGCGCAUCGCGCUCUACUGCCACCAGCUCAACAUCUGCAGCAAGGUGAAGGCCGAGGUGCAGAACCUGGGCGGGGAGCUCGUCGUCUCCGGGGUGGACAGUGCCAUGUCCCUGAUCCAGGCAGCCAAGAACCUGAUGAACGCCGUGGUGCAGACGGUCAAGGCCUCCUACGUGGCGUCCACCAAGUACCAGAAGUCCCAGGGCAUGGCCUCCCUCAACCUCCCGGCCGUCUCCUGGAAGAUGAAGGCUCCGGAGAAGAAACCCCUGGUCAAGAGGGAGAAACAGGACGAGACCCAGACGAAAAUCAAGAGGGCAUCCCAGAAGAAGCACGUAAACCCCGUGCAGGCCCUCAGCGAGUUCAAGGCCAUGGAGAGUAUCUAGAGGAGAGCUCUGGCUUGGGGGUGUUUUUCUCUAUCCCACUACUGCUACUUCCAGAACUCUACUUUUAAUACGCUAAGGAUUUUUCAAAAAUUUACUAUUCCUCCAAAUGUAUUUACUUAAUAUAAUUUUGAUAACUUUUGUUUAGAUUACCUGGGGAGAUACUUAAAUUUCUAAGUCCUAUCAGUAUAUCUUCAGCCUGCAGAAGUGUGGCAAUUUAGAUGGCUUUUAGAUUACAGGGGUGGAUUUCUAGCUGGAAACUGUUUUUUAUAAUCUUGCUUUAAAUGAAUUAUUCUAUAACCAAAGAGGA